ACCUGUGGGACUCUGGCUGCAGGAGCUGCUCUGUGCUGCUCUCCCCUCCCUUCCAGCGCCCCGGAGUUCUGCCCGAGGCAUGGGGACCAGAGGAUGGAUGCUUCCGACCCUCAUGGGAUGCUGCCUAUGGAUUCUGCACGGGCUGGGGACCGCCGCCGCUGUCCCUGUCACCACAGAGGGACCAUUUGCUGCCACUCCAUCGCAGGGCGAGGCACCCACUGCCCUGCUGCUGGGCACUGUGGGGACAAGCACUGUCAAUGACACCGUGAUGGCUGAGAGCAUCCUCGUGAGUCCCACCAUGAGCCCGUCCUCCCCCUCCUGGGCUGAGCCAGAUUCGGUGACCGAGACCACCGGGUACAACUCCCCUCUGGGUGCAGAGAGAGAUGCAGAGCUGAGUGCUGGGGAAGUGACACAGGCACCCACUGGAGACCCCCAGGCUGGGACGGAUGUGGCCACGUCUCUUGAUGAAACACAGAAAUACCAGAGCGGUUCGGCAGCUGCCAAAGCUGCUGCCAUUGCUGUCACCCCACAGCCCAAUUUUACCCCCAGCACCAAGCACAACGUAACAGGGACCGCCGCUGCUGCACCCCUGGGGAGCACCCCUGCCUUUGCAGACGUCCCAGCAUCCACAACAAGGGCAGGAGCAGGCUUGGAGUCCACAGCUGAUGCCACAUUCCUCCUCAGUGCCACCAUUCCAACGGCUGCAGGGACACAGGCGAUGACCACCACCCCCCUGCGCCCCGGUCUCACCGCUCUGCCCCCAGAUGCAGGAGCAGAGGUGGAAGAUGUCCCCCUGCCUGGGGACGGCCAAGGGGAUGGAAGUGCCCCCUCAGCAAUGCCCAGCCCUGGUGCCAGGGGGCUUCUCCCAACACCGUCGGGUGAGGUCGUGAGUGGAACCGUGGGUGACACCCCAGGGUGGGCAGCUUUGAAAUCCGGAGAUGUGGGAGAUGCAGCACACGGUGUCUUUAGCACUGCUGAUUUGCCCCAGCUGCCUCCAGAGAAUGUGACAGCAUUGGGAGCAGCAGAAAACCCAGGGCAGAACUCCCUUCUCACCAGCCAGGCAGGGCUGAGCCCUGCUAAUUUGCUAGGACCUGGUGAUGGGGACAGGCAGGGAGAUCCAGCAGUGUUACCAUCCAGCCCUGGCUCAGCCCUGGCACAGAGCGAGGCACCUACAGCACCCGGGGUGAGAGGGGACACAGCCACUCUUCUGCCAGCCAUCGAUGUGCAGAGUGAUGCAGACGUCCCAGCCCCAGACACCGGCGUGCCCCUGCCCACGGGGGCUGUGGAUGUGGCCGAGGGCUCCCUGCAGCCAGCCUUGUGGCUGAGCCCCAUCGGAGAAGAGCAACCACUGCUUGGUGCCGAUCCACCGGUCCCCACAGACACUUCUGGUGCACCCAGCACUGCUUUUCCACCCCCAGGGGUUGCAGCCGGAUCCCUUCCAGCAACUGAUGAUGGCACAGAGGCAGUGGUGAGCCCUGACUUCAGUGCUGAUCUAGGAGUAUCUCUAUCAUCACCCCUAGAGGGGUCACAGCCAUGGGGGACAGCAGCUGAUGGAGCCAGCACCAGUCUGAACUCAGCUUUGGGUGCCACCAACCCAUCAUCUUCUGGACCUGACGGCACAGCGUUGCCUGCUGCAGGGCAACAGGCACAGGGGGACACAGGCGCAGGGGACACAACACAGGCAGAAGAUGCAGGGGAUGGCAGUCCCUAUGAGAACACCCAGAGUGACACGAGCUCUGCAGCCAGCAGCACCCAGCAGGGCCCCGCUGACAGCGCACCAGGAGCUGUGCUGUACACCAAUCUGUCUCCUGCUGCAGAUCCUGGGGAAGGAGCCCUGGCACCAGCACUGUCCCCAGAUGGUCCUGCAGCACCUAGCCAAGACCUCUCUGGGGCUGGAGGAGCAGAACCCCUGCCCAUUGAGACCCCUGGUGCCCCUGGUGCUGCUCUCCCACCUCCAGCUGCUGUGGAUGGCACUGUAUUUGGGCCUGAUGAUGGAGCAGAGGCAGCAGUGAGCCCUGACCUCAGUGCUGCCCCAGAAGCACCUGUGUCCCCAUCCCUUGGGGCAUCACAGCCAUGGGACGCAGCAGCCGGUGCUCCUCAGGACACAGCUCUCCCUGGGGCUGAGGGACCAGGCACUGGCAUCAAUUCAGUGCUGGAUGCCCCCAGCCCAGCAGUGUAUGGACCCGUGGGCCCACCAUCACCCAGCUUUGGGGUACAGCCUGGUACAGGCAUGGGGAUGCCAGGAGUUGAUGGACCUGACACCAGCUUGAGUUCAGCUUUGGGUGCCACCAACCCAUCAUUAUCUCCACCUGAUGGUGCAGCGUUUCCUGCUGCAGGGCAACAGGCACAGGGGGACACAGGCGCAGGGGACACAACACAGGCAGAAGAUGCAGGGGAUGGCAGUCCCUAUGAGAACACCCAGAGUGACACGAGCUCUGCAACCAGCAGCACCCAGCAGGGCCCCGCUGACAGCGCACCAGGAGCUGUGCUGUACACCAAUCUGUCUCCUGCUGCAGAUCCUGGGGAAGGAGCCCUGGCACCAGCACUGUCCCCAGAUGGUCCUGCAGCACCUAGCCAAGACCUCUCUGGGGCUGGAGGAGCAGAACCCCUGCCCAUUGAGACUCCUGGUGCCCCUGGUGCUGCUCUCCCACCUCCAGCUGCUGUGGAUGGCACUGUGUUUGCGGCCGACAACGGGGCAGAGGCAGCAGUGAGCCCUGACCUCAGUGCUGCCCCAGAAGCACCUGUGUCCCCAUCCCUUGGGGCAUCACAGCCAUGGGACACUGCAGCCGGUGCUCCUCAGGACACAGCUCUCCCUGGGGCUGAGGGACCAGGCACUGGCAUCAAUUCAGUGCUGGAUGCCCCCAGCCCAGCAGUGUAUGGACCUGUGGGCCCACCAUCACCCAGCUUUGGGGUACAGCCUGGUGCAGGUGUGGGGAUGCCAGGAGUUGAUGGUCCAGACACCAGCUUGAGUUCAGCUUUGGGUGCCACCAACCCAUCAUCUUUUGCACCUGAUGGCGCAGCAUUGCCACCUCCAGUGGCUGUGGAUGGCGCUGUGUUUGAGGCCAACAAUGGAGCAGAGGCAGCAGUGAGCCCUGACCUCAGUGCUGCCCCAGAAGCACCUGUGGCCCCGUCCCUCGGGGUAUUACAGCCAUGGGACACAGCAGCCGGUGCUCCUCAGGACACAGCUCUCCCUGGGGCUGAGGGUCCAGGCAGUGGAUUCAGUUCAGCAUUGAAUGCCCCCAGCUCAGCAUCGUAUGGACCCAUAGGGCCACCAUCACCUGACCUUGCGGAGCAGCCUGGCACAGGUCUGACAGUGUUGGGAGCAGAGGGACAGGAGCCGGGAGGACUGAGCAGUGCAGCUGCAUUUGAGCCAUCCCUGAGCUCCUCUCCAGGCACUGGGCUGGCACUUGGAACAGGUCUGCUGCCUGGUGCUGGGUCCCCAUCCAACUCUGCCUCCCAAAGUGAUGCCCUUGCAGUUCCAUCUAUUUCAGACAGUGAUGGAGGAGCUGCACCCAUCCCAGCAGCAGCUCCUGGCUCUGUUAUCCCAUCCCAGGUCUCUCCAUAUGGUGAAGGUGGCCCAGAGCUCACUGUGGCACAAGGGAUCAGCAGUGAAGGGGGUGUGGCACAGGCAGAAAUCCCAGAGAGCCAAAGUCCCUACACAGACACGAGCUCUGCAGCCAGCAGCACCCAGCAGGGCCCCGCUGACAGCGCACCAGGAGCUGUGCUGCACACCGAGCUGUCUCCUGCUGCAGCUCCUGGGGAUGAGGCUCUGGCACCAGCACUGUCCCCAGAUGGUCCUGCAGCACCUAGCCAUGACCUCUCUGGGGCUGGAGGAGCAGAACCCCUGCCCAUUGAGACCCUUGGUACCUCUGGUGCUGCUCUCCCACUUCCAGCUGCUGUGGAUGGCACUGUGUUUGCGGCCAACAAUGGGGCAGAGGCAGCAGUGAGCCCUGACCUCAGUGCUGCCCCAGAAGCACCUGUGGCCCCAUCCCUUGGGGCAUCACAGCCAUGGGACACAGCAGCCGGUGCUCCUCAGGACACAGCUCUCCCUGGGGCUGAGGGUCCAGGCAGUGGAUUCAGUUCAGCAUUGAAUGCCCCCAGCUUGGCAUCGUAUGGACCCAUAGGGCCACCAUCACCUGACCUUGCGGAGCAGCCUGGCACAGGUCUGACAGUGUUGGGAGCAGAAGGACAGGAGCCGGGAGGACUGAGCAGUGCAGCUGCAUUUGAGCCAUCCCUGAGCUCCUCUCCGGACACUGGGCUGAAGGCUGGGAUGGACCUGCUGCCCGGUGCUCUGUCCCCAUCGGGUCCUGCUUCCCCCAGUGAUGUGCUCACAGCUCCAUCUGCCUCAGAUACAGCUGGCCCAAGUGGCCUGGGAGGAGCUGGUGGUGCUCCUGGUGCUCUGCAGCCCUCCCUGGGUGCUGCACCCGGGCUCCGUCCCUCUGCAGGAGUGCGUGAUGGGCCCGAGGCUGUCUCUGCAGAUGGAGAAGCUCCAGGGCAGUCUCAGGACCAGGCUGGGACAGGAGCAGCUGCAGCCUCUGACGGAAGACCAGGAGCUACCCUGCACUCUAUAUCUUCCUCCCCAUUGGCUGAUGGAUCUUCAUCACCCGAAGCAGCUGCUGGAGCAGAUACAGGAGCAGGCAUCCCCAGAGCUGGUGAAGUUGGCUCAAGCUCAGGCUUGGGGGCUGCUGCCUUUCAGGGCAACAAGGAAACCCCCAUCCUUCUCCCCAGCAUUCAAAGCAGUGCCAGUGUCAGCCCUCCUGGUGCCAAACUCAGCCAAGCCAACGUGGUGGAGCUGGUUGGAGGCAAACUGGGAAUCUCAGCCCAGGAGGCACCUACUGCUAGUGGGGGAAAUGGGUUGGGCACUGUCACUCAGAUUGCAUCGGGAGUGUUGCCCCCCUCCAUCCCCACCUCCCCCCGAGAGACACAGCCCCUGGUCCCAGUGGCUCCAGCUGCCUCCAUCCCAUUGCUGGUGUCUGAGACUGCCUCUGCCAGGGGGGUUGGGGACAGCUCAGUUCCCAACACGGGCCCUUCCUCUGCCUCCAGCACCCAGAGUGGGAGCAACCCCCCAGUACUGCCAUGGUCCCCUGUGGAUGAGAUGGCUUCUGGGAUGCUGGCAUCACUGGGAGAAGAGCUCCAACGUGCCCCUAAUGCUGCCCCAGCUCCGCCUUCUGCAUCUGAAAGAGAAAACCUAAAGGAGGGAGCAGCUGCCAGCCCUCAGAUCUCCUCUCCAGUUCCAGCAACUCUGGGACAGCCGGCUGCUGCCCUGGCCCUGCCGCCGCUCCCAGCAGUCCCGGCAGUGCCCCUCUAUGGGUACGGACCAAGAGAGAAUGACCACGAAUAUGUGCAGAGGAGAGCAGACUUCAACUCCCCACUUUUCAAGCCUGAGACCGGAUUCCCUUUCGGGAAAACUCUGCGUGAUUCUCUCUACUUCACAGACAACGGGCAGAUCAUCUUCCCAGCCUCCGACAGCAGCAUCUUCACGCUCCCCAACCCGCCUGCCCACAGAUUCACCGGCCACGAGGGCGUUGCCAUGAUCGCCGUGUUCUGGGACAACGCCGACUUCUCCAGAGGCACCGGCACCACCUUCUACCAGGAGUUCCUCACCCUGAACUCAGAGAAGCCACCAUUCGUCCGUGACGUGGAAGAGAAGGUCCGGCGCUACCUCAGGUCCUCCUACUCCGCAGCCUGGACCCUGAAGAUCACCUGGGAGAAGGCGCCCGCCUAUGGGGCACGUGGCGACAGCCGCAGGACAAACACAUACCAGGCUGUCCUCACCACUGAUGGCUUCAGGUCCUACGUCCUGAUCCUGUACCAGGAUGGAGGCAUGCAGUGGGACUACACACAGCUGCCGGCCACCAACGUGCUGAUCGGCUACACCAGUGGGGAUGGGUAUUACCGCAACGAUGACCUGACCCAAAGUCCUCCAGCUGCAAAAUAUCGCCCUGACCGCUACAGGGGCUACAACACAGAUCUCCGCGGGCUGUGGCUGUACAAGCUGGAGAGCCGUGUGGGCACCAACUACCGCCUGAAGUGCCUGGCGUGGACGGGGCGGCAGCAGGAGCCACAGGCAUGGAGCCAGGACCUGCCUGCUUGCCCCUGCUCCCUGCAGCAAGGCCAGCAGGACCCGCGCUUCAGGAGCAGCCGUGGAGGCUGGGGGUCUGCUCGUGUCUCCAUGCUGCACUCCUCCUCACCCAACUCGCACGGCGCUGGUGUUCGCUGCCUGUAUGAUGGCCGGGGGCAGCUGGUGGAGGGACGGCAGGAGAGAUACUGGAGGGCAUCCCGGCAGGCGUCCCCGUAUCGCGACCAGGAGCUGAAGCUGUAUGAUUGGUGCUGCAACCAAGCGGGCAGUGCUCACCUCUGUGCCCACUACAAUGAGAAGAGACCACGGAUUGGAUGCGAUGGGUACCGGGCACCCGGUGCAGAAGAUUCCUCAGAAGACAGCAACUCGGAGGAGCAGAGAGAUGAUGAUGAGGAGUAACUUGGGGGUCACAUACACACAACACACUCUGGGCCAUGGAUGAUCCUCCGAACCCUUCACUUUCAUUUGUACCCGGCACUCCUAUGUAUCCCCUGUGCAUCCCUGCUCCCUCAAUGAUGGGACAGGCACUGUGGCACUGUCACCACAUCCUCACCCCUGCUCUCCUGCCUGGGGAUGGCACCAUAGGGGAUUUUGGCCCCCAGCACCCGGGGCUUUGCACCUUGCUUAUGUUCAACCCCGUGAUUGGAAAUUACGGGAGAAAAAUAGUACUGUGUAUGUGAGAACACCAGAAUUGUUGCAAAAGCACCAAAGUUCUUGUCGCGUUGCAUUCCUUCAAUAAAGUGUCAGAGGGCCUGAGCAUCA
Molecule: messenger RNA, 6841 nt
Organism: Gallus gallus (chicken)
Lineage: Eukaryota; Metazoa; Chordata; Aves; Galliformes; Phasianidae
Gene: MUC20
Product: mucin 4 like
Exons: 13
Coding region: 80-6478 (2132 amino acids)
Biological process (GO): cell-matrix adhesion
Source: RefSeq, a predicted model, not a curated record